CUGUGAAAUGUACUUGACGUUGGCAAUAAUUUUCGGACGCGUGGAGUGAAACGUCAGCCACGUACGAAAAUCUGUCAUCGCAAUAAUUUCUCCUUUCGGAUUUAUUUCGUUGAAUAAUACGGAGAAACAAGACAGAAUGGCUGCGAAAUUGUUGUCGUUGGUUCUUAUCAUAGCCGCCGCGGUGUCGGCUGACGAUGAGCCGACGGUUGCUCGGCUACUGGUAUCCAAACAAGUGCUGAACAAGUACCUAGUGGAGAAUAUGGAUAUCUUGGUGAAAUACACACUGUACAACGUUGGAACUGCCCCCGCCGUGGACGUGAAGCUGGUAGACAAUGGCUUCCACCCGGAGGCGUUCACUGUUGCGGGCGGCCAGCUGUCGGCUGAGAUUGAUAGAAUCGCUCCUCAGACCAAUGUAUCUCAUGUAGUGACUGUCCGGUCAAACAGAUCUGGAUACUUCAAUUUCUCCUCUGCUGAAGUUCAGUACAGACCCAGUGAAGAUGCUACUGAGAUCCAGUACUCAUUCAGCAGCUCACCAGGUGAGGGGGCUAUCGUAGCUUACAAGGACUUCGAUCGCAAGUUCUCAUCCCACAUCCUGGACUGGGCCGCAUUUGCCGUCAUGACCCUGCCGUCCCUCGCUAUUCCGUUUGGCCUCUGGUACUCAUCAAAGAGCAAAUAUGAAAAGCUUGCCAAACCCAAGAAAGGCCACUAGGUAGUUAGUUAAUUAAUAGGCCUUUGCUAAUGUUAUAUGCAUUUAGGUAGUUAGUCUAUUAACCUUUCAGUAUAGGGUGUUAUUUGUCCUGUACUGUCUUGGGUGUUGUAGCAAUAUGUUUUAUCAAAAUGAAUUAAAGAACCAUAAUUUUUCAUUAAAACAGUUAUAGAUGUAUCAAAUUGUGUUAUGUUAACACAAUGUUUUGAUUGUUUAAGAUUAGAAGUUAGCACAAUUUGUAUAUAAUUUUUAUUGCUUGUAGCAUGUCAUUCAAUGUUGUGAUUUAAUAUCGAAUAAUGCGUAUCACAUUAGCAGUGCUUGAUUAUCAUCAAAUCAUCACUUCAAUUGUUCAUCUUCAUCUUUACAUUGUUAUAAUUUAUACGAACAAUAAAAAAUAAGUUUUUUUUAAA
Pectinophora gossypiella (pink bollworm) is the source of this 1116-nucleotide messenger RNA. It is a transcript of the gene SsRbeta, whose product is annotated as translocon-associated protein subunit beta. Bases 137 to 709 code for a protein of 190 amino acids. Gene Ontology annotation, cellular component: endoplasmic reticulum; membrane. NCBI's taxonomy places the organism in Eukaryota, Metazoa, Arthropoda, Insecta, Lepidoptera, Gelechiidae. The record is from RefSeq and is a predicted model, not a curated record. The transcript is spliced from 3 exons.